AUGGCCGACCCAAAAUCAUCCUGCUUUCGGUCUUCUGACCCUUUGACUCCUCCCCGGCGGGUGUCUCAGCAGAGCGUCCGAUUUACAGACACCGACCAAUAUGCCCCUCUGAUCCCCAGUCGGUUGCGGGAGACCACGAUUCUCUCACCAGAAGACAGGAUGGCAAGAUCCAGCUCAGAGGGAGAUUCAAGUGAUAAUGGCGGCCCAGAACUCCCUCCGCCAACCUUGACAGUCGACGAAAACACGCCUCUCAUCGCCGAACCAGAGCCCUUGGUGGACGAAGAAGGGGAAGAUGUACAAGGAGAGCUCAUCGAACCCUCGUCGCAGUUGCUCCACGCUCGGAACAAUAUGCUAGGGGAUUAUCACCACAGCCGCAUUUGUGGUCUGAAGAACUGCAAUCAUGGAACCUUUUCUCCCCGAGCCCCUUCGGUCGACGAAAGCGAGGGGAGCAACAGCAUCUCCUUCGGUGGUCGAUACGCCGAUGAUAUCGCAGAGGACGGCAGUCCACGGGACCCGGUGCGAGGCAUCCUGGGCGAGGCUGUCACCGACACGCUCACACCUGGUAAAAACAGCUUGGGCACAACCAGAUGGCUGGCUGAAAGACACGGGAUUAAGAGUCACCGGUUCAUGUACUUCUCCUAUUACUUCCCGUUCGUCAAGUGGGUCGGGCAGUAUCGAUGGAGCUGGUUACAGGGUGAUCUGGUCGCUGCUCUCACGAUGGCGUCCUUUUACAUCCCGAUGUCGCUAUCUUUCGCCGCAAACCUUGCACACGUUCCACCCAUCAAUGGACUGUAUUCCUUUGUCUUUCAGCCAUUGAUCUACGCUUUCUUGGGCACUUGCCCUCAGAUGGUGGUCGGACCUGAGGCAGCAGGGUCUUUGCUGCUUGGCCAGGUGGUCAAGACAUGCAUCGACAGUGGACAGUCCCACGAUGAUGAUUCCGAGCUCAACGCUGAAAUCGGCGGCCUGGUGACCGCGAUAGCAGGAUCCAUCAUCUUCGCCGCUGGUUUGGCUAGGCUUGGGUUCCUCGACAGCGUCCUCAGUCGACCCUUUCUUCGAGGCUUCAUUAGCGCCAUCGGAUUCGUCAUUCUUGUUGACCAGUUGAUUCCCGAGUUGGGUCUCGCCGACAUUGCGAAACAAGCGGACGACGUGACACAUGGGAGCAGUGCUCAAAAGCUGGUAUUCCUGGGUAGGAACAUAGGGGAUACUCACGCUUUGACCGCCGCGGUAUCCUUCGGAGCCUUCGCCAUCAUCAUGGUCUUUAGGUAUGUUAUGGCCGGCUUCAGGAGUUUCAUGGUCUAA
Fonsecaea nubica is the source of this 1299-nucleotide messenger RNA. RefSeq lists its product as hypothetical. The transcript has a single exon. The record is from RefSeq and is a predicted model, not a curated record. Gene Ontology annotation, biological process: transmembrane transport. Gene Ontology annotation, molecular function: sulfate transmembrane transporter activity. NCBI's taxonomy places the organism in Eukaryota, Fungi, Ascomycota, Eurotiomycetes, Chaetothyriales, Herpotrichiellaceae. Gene Ontology annotation, cellular component: membrane. The coding region runs from base 1 to 1299 and encodes 432 amino acids.